AGUUCUAGGCCAAAUGAUUGGUUCUGUGACAAGACAGCAUGAUGCUUUGAGUAUGACAGAAGCCCUGAUGCUGCAGCAGAGGCUGGGAAUAUUAAUGGCCAAAUCUAGAGAUCACAUGGUCUUCUAAAGAAGUCAUGGGUAGCUGUUGUAGCUGUCCAGAUAAAGAAACUGUGCCAGAUAACCAUCGAAACAAGUUUAAGGUUAUUAAUGUGGAUGAUGAUGGUAAUGAACUGGGUUCUGGCAUAAUGGAACUUACAGAUACAGAACUAAUUUUGUACACCCGUAAAAGGGACUCUGUAAAAUGGCACUACCUCUGUCUCCGUCGUUACGGCUAUGACUCAAAUCUUUUCUCUUUUGAAAGUGGCCGAAGGUGUCAAACUGGACAAGGAAUCUUUGCCUUUAAAUGUGCCCGUGCAGAGGAGCUAUUUAAUAUGUUGCAAGAGAUAAUGCAGAAUAAUAGCAUAAAUGUGGUAGAAGAACCAGUAGUAGAGAGGAAUAAUCAUCAAACUGAGUUGGAAGCUCCAAGAACCCCUCGAACGCCUACCACUCCUGGGUUCAAUGCACAAAGUUUACCUAACGGCUAUCCCAGAUAUCCAUCUUUUGGAGAUGCUUCAUCACACCCUUCCAGCAGACAUCCUUCUGUCGGAAGUGCACGCCUCCCCUCUGUCGGUGAAGAAUCAACGCAUCCUUUACUUGUAGCAGAGGAGCAAGUGCACACUUAUGUCAACACUACUGGAGUACAAGAGGAAAGAAAAAAUCGAUCAAGUGUGCAUGUGCCACUGGAAUCAAAGCUUUCAAACACUGAAACAACUAAAGUGAAAGAAGAUCAGAUGUGUACUGAUGACAGAGAUGCUCAGGUUCUCCUGGAGCCUGAAGGAGUCAAGUUUGUUUUAGGACCAACACCUGUUCAAAGGCAGUUAAUGGAAAGAGAGAAACUGGAGCAACUUGGGAGAGACCAAGUUAGCGGCAGCAGCACAAACAACACUGAAUGGGACACUGGGUACGACAGUGAUGAACGUAGAGAAACACCAUCUGGUAAUAAAUUGGUGUAUGAAAAUAUAAAUAGGUUAUCAAUCCCUAGUGCCUCAGGGGUCAGGAGAGGUCGUUUGACAUCAACCAGUACCUCAGACACCCAGAACAUUAACAACUCUGCUCAGAGGAGAACUGCGCUGUUGAACUAUGAGAACUUGCCAUCCUUGCCUCCUGUUUGGGAAGCCCGCAAGCUGAGUAGAGAUGAAGAUGACAGUUUAGGACCAAAGACCCCAUCUCUGAACGGCUACCACAAUAACCUAGAUCCAAUGCAUAAUUAUGUCAAUACAGAGAAUGUAACGGUACCAGCAAGUGCUCAUAAAGUAGAAUUUUCACGACGUCGGGACUGUACCCCAACAGUCUUUAACUUUGACAUUAGGCGUCCAAGCUUAGAACACAGGCAGCUCAACUACAUACAGGUUGACUUGGAAGGUGGCAGUGACUCCGACAACCCUCAGACUCCAAAAACCCCCACCACUCCACUUCCUCAGACUCCAACCAGGCGCACAGAGCUGUAUGCUGUGAUAGACAUUGAAAGAACUGCUGCUAUGUCAAGCUUGCAAAAAGCACUGCCCCGAGAUGAUGGUACUUCUAGGAAAACUAGACAUAACAGUACUGACCUGCCUAUGUGAGCCUGGGAAGCAUUAAAUCAUUUGCACCUUUUGUGAAGUUUAUAAAAUUGAAGAUGCAAAUACUCUGCAUUUCUUAACACUAAUGCCUUUUACAGACUAAUAGAACUUUUUCUGCAUACUUCCUGUACUUGUCUAACUAAAGAAAAUUAAUGUAGAGCAAGUAUUCAUUUAGGUAACACUAUUUCAUUCUACAGUAGUAGUAAUUACUGCAUAGCAGCAUCACCACCACCUUUCACAGUGCCUCUUUAAAUUGAUUAGUCUUGAGUGACAUGCCAGUUUUGAAUUUAUAAAUAUUCUGGUCUGGUGCCUAUACUCAUUAAUGGCAUUUAUAACACUUUUUAAAGCCUCUUGAUAUGUGCAUUAUUAGCAGCUAAACCUAAUUUUUCAAGAUACCUAUUAUACAUUCAUUCCUCACUGAAGUGGCUCCUCCAGAAAGAAAUAUAUGUAAUGCAUUAAUUCACUCAGUUUGAUGUACAAGAUAUAUUGGUUCAUCUCAAGGGAUAUAAACACCACACCUUU
Molecule: messenger RNA, 2180 nt
Organism: Antrostomus carolinensis (chuck-will's-widow)
Lineage: Eukaryota; Metazoa; Chordata; Aves; Caprimulgiformes; Caprimulgidae
Gene: FRS2
Product: fibroblast growth factor receptor substrate 2
Exons: 6
Coding region: 135-1661 (508 amino acids)
Biological process (GO): fibroblast growth factor receptor signaling pathway
Cellular component (GO): cell-cell junction; cytoplasm
Molecular function (GO): fibroblast growth factor receptor binding; transmembrane receptor protein tyrosine kinase adaptor activity
Source: RefSeq, a predicted model, not a curated record